AUACCCUUGUCAUCGCUGUUUGGUCAUUAAAUUAUACUGUAAGCGUGUUUAUUCUAGCAAGCUCGCUCAGCGCUUGUCCGAUUCAGUGUGUGAUUCUUCCCUUGCCGGUUCACUCGUAUGCCAAACAUGACAGAGGCCAUGAAGAAUGAGUAUUGGCUCCUCCGUCACGGCCGCAGCCUGGCCAACGAAGCGGAGAUCAUAGUCAGCAAGCCCGAGCAUGGAGUCGAGUCGCGCUGGACGCUAGCACCGGCAGGGGAAGAGCAGGCGACCGCAGCCGGGCAACAACUGGGGAAGGCGCUGGCUGAGGCUGAACGGUCAGGCCGGCCAGCGGUCGUGUACGCAUCACCCUUCUCGCGCACACAGCGCACCGCCGAGCUAGCCGCACAGGCGGCCGGGCUGCAGGUACCAGUGCAGACGGCUGAGGAGCUGCGCGAGAGAUUCUUUGGGGACGAUCUGGAGCUGCAAUCGUACGGCAAGGCGUACGGCACAAUAUGGGAGCGUGAUGCGGUGUCCACUGAUACCUGCCCCGGCGGGAACGGCGAGAGUGUCAGCCAGGUUUCACAUCGGAUACGGCAGCUGUUCCAGCGACUGGAGCAGGCGCACAGCGGGGCCGUGAUCCUGCUGGUCAGCCACGGCGACACGCUGUCCAUUCUGCAGGCCACCAUGCUAGGGGCAGACACCCGCCAGCACCGGCGCUUCGCCUUCGAGACGGCGGAGCUGCGGCCGCUGCUGCAGCCACCAGCACACGACCUGGCGCACUCUCACGCGGUUCAGGCACACGGCCACGGCCACGGCCACGAGGGAGAGGCGCAUGCCGAUGUGCUGGCAACUCCACGGGAGGCCUAGACCACGGAGUAACAAUGGGCGCUGGUGGUGGAGGUCACAUCCUGAUGGAGGGACCUCCUUCUUGAAAAUAUCCAGGAGUUAUCACUGCACUGUGCCUAUCCUUGUGUGUGAGGGCUUUAACGGGUUACUGUAUCGUGGAAUGUGCUACACGCGAGCACGGCUACUACCGCGACCCCGCAUUGUUGGCGAUUGCGAAUGCCUCUUACUAAGGGACUACGGGCGUGUGGCUGAGUCGCAGAUACUGAAGGCAUUGUGCGGAAAGGGUGCAUCGAGGGCAGUGUGCAGCAUGGUGCUGCCGGGUGUGUCGAGUGUCUGAUCUUGCGAUAUCUUGAUGCGUGGACUAUCGAAAUCAGCGACGUAGCGCGGCGUUCUUUCGGUAUGGGUCACAGAUGAUGAAGAGGUUAGUGACGGUCGGGCAGGGCUGAUGUGGUUCCAGGCGGCACACCUCGUGGCGCUUGGGCAGGUGCGGGUAGGCGCCUGUCCCGGAUGACCGGCUCGACCUCAUGCCUGGCCGAUGGAGACCCCCGUGUUGCAUGUUUGCCGUAUACAAAAGACCUGCCGUCAGUAAUCAUUUGAACAUUGUUGCUAUCACGAGCGUUUUCAAGGAGACUUGAAGACUGACAUCUGAACAUCUUUGAAUCGCUGCCUGAAGCGUUGAUUAGUAUCGGUUAUCGACGGGUGCUGUUCAUACUUAGGCGUGUUACUGUUAGCGGCUCAGCGGCGUACCUGGGUUCGGACACG
This is a messenger RNA of Chlamydomonas reinhardtii, 1587 nucleotides long. RefSeq lists its product as uncharacterized. The transcript has 9 exons. Lineage: Eukaryota; Viridiplantae; Chlorophyta; Chlorophyceae; Chlamydomonadales; Chlamydomonadaceae. The record is from RefSeq and is a predicted model, not a curated record. Bases 127 to 846 code for a protein of 239 amino acids.